AUGGUCACCCGCCAUCAUUCGCCGAGUGGAGAGUCAAGUGGAGGGGACAUUGUGGAGAAGCAAGACGCGCACGAUGGCCACUCUCCAGGGCCGGAAGCCGUGUUGGAUGUGCCCAGUAAUGACCAGCAGGAAAGCAACCGGCCGAAGCCGACUCGCGCGGGCCAGACGAAUCCACUAGGGCAGGAGAGAGCCAGCCAGGAGGAGUUCCAACAAGGGAUCGGCUGUGGUUCGCCAGUCACAGAGAGGAACAGCGGAGUGGCCGGCAACGUUAUUGGUAUUCGGGUUCCCGUCAAAAGUGGCAAACCCGGGCACGAGAAUGCCGAAAAUGACGUUCCUGGCUCGGUAUCCGGGGCAUUUUCUACGAAUCUCGGGUCCGAUUGA
Messenger RNA from Penicillium pulvis, 381 nucleotides. RefSeq lists its product as uncharacterized. The record is from RefSeq and is a predicted model, not a curated record. Lineage: Eukaryota; Fungi; Ascomycota; Eurotiomycetes; Eurotiales; Aspergillaceae. Bases 1 to 381 code for a protein of 126 amino acids. The transcript has a single exon.